Polistes dominula (European paper wasp) is the source of this 2916-nucleotide messenger RNA. It is a transcript of the gene Grip91, whose product is annotated as gamma-tubulin complex component 3. Gene Ontology annotation, cellular component: microtubule organizing center; gamma-tubulin complex; spindle pole. Lineage: Eukaryota; Metazoa; Arthropoda; Insecta; Hymenoptera; Vespidae. Gene Ontology annotation, biological process: microtubule nucleation; mitotic cell cycle; meiotic cell cycle. Gene Ontology annotation, molecular function: gamma-tubulin binding; microtubule minus-end binding. The record is from RefSeq and is a predicted model, not a curated record.
UUUAAUAAAUUUAGUCUUUGUAAUUCAAAAAAAUACAUAUUAGUCUAUUAUUUUGAUUUUAAUAACACACAUGUGCGCGCGAGAAAAGUCUUAAGUUGCAUUGUAUCUUUCAAAAGCCAAAUAAACAAAUAACAUUUAUAUUGUUAACAUUCUUAAUUACAAAAAUUUAAUAAUUUGAAUUGUUUAUUUUUUUUCUUUUUCAAAAUGAAUGGUUCAGAAGAAGAAAAUGUUGCUGAACUUGUUCAGAAAAUGGUCAUUUCAUUUUUUGGGGAACAGAAGCCAGAAGUUAUUAGAAGAUUUAUGAGAUUCUCCUUGGAGUUAUUUUCAUCUAUUCAAGGAAUAGAAACGUUGAGGGAAGAUGAAAUAUUGGUUGCUAGUUCUAUAAGAAGUAAAUUGUCGUCACAAGAUGCCAUAAGAUUUGACAAAUUGCACAAUGAUCUGAGAACCGGGCCCUUGAGAAACCGUAUAAGCAUUCUAGUGUUUUUAUUUAAUCUGAAUCAAACAACCGAACAAAGAAGGGACAAGCUUUUUUCUCUUCCAGACAUAAAACCUAGUUUGAAUACUCCGAUUGUGUCUGUUAGCGGACAACCAUCUCAGUCGUCAUGGAAUCAGGGACAAGUGAUUUCGAUAAAUACUAUGGAUACAAAUUUACGUGGUUCUCUUAUAAAUCAGAACAAUAUGUUAAGAGAAGAAUAUGUUUCCGAAGAUGUAUUGAUUCAAGAUUUAAUAUAUUGCUUUCAAGGUAUAGAAGGGAAAUUUUUAAAAUUAGACUCUAAUUAUGGAUUUCAAAUCGACCCUGUAGUGAACAUCAGUAGUUCGCAAAAGCAAGCUGUUUUGAGAUUGAGUGAGCUUGGAUAUUUGUAUAACACUUUACGUAGAAGUUUAGAAAGAAUAUCUGCUGCUGGUAUCGGCAGAGUUGCUGAAAGUUUUGUUGCAGUAUUGCAGAAAGAAUUAUCUGAAUAUUAUAAGUUUAUCGCUAUAAUGCAGGAAGAAGUAAACAGGGCACAAAAUCAACUGGGUUAUUAUGGAAUUACACUUUCACAUUUACAUAUUUGGGCAUACGAUCCUUUGGAAACUUUGAAGUGGCUAGCAAGUGUGACAAGAGCUUGUCAAGGCCAAAAAGGAGGAUUACUAGCUUCAACUAUAUACGAGUUCAGUUAUCAUGGUGAUGCAAAUGCAAAGAAAUUAAUGAAAAGAAUUUUGGAAAGUGUCUGCGUUCCUUUGUAUAAUAUGUUAAUGAGAUGGAUCACGGAUGGACAAUUGGAUGAUCCGUACAAUGAGUUUUUUAUUGAAACAUGUGCAGAUGUAGCUGGAGAUAGAAUGUGGCAUGAAAAAUAUCAAGUUAGAAAUACAAUGGUGCCUUCUUUUAUUACUAAAGGACAAGCAAAAAUGAUAUUAGGAACAGGAAAAAGUAUUAAUUUCUUACGCGAAGUAUGUAAGGACUUUUCACCAUGGCAAGGUCGAGAAACAGAAAUGUUUAAAAAUACAGAAGACCAAUAUAAUGCAGUUGAGAUAUUUCUUGAUAUGGAUCCGGAUGGUCGUUUACAAACAAUAAUGGAUGCAAUUUAUAAAGAAACAUCUACAAGAGUUGUUGAAAUUCUAACUAAACAAUGUCACCUUCUUGAUCACUUACAAGGAAUAAAAAGCUAUGUACUACUUGGUCAAGGACACUUUAUUCAACACCUCAUGCAUUUAUUAGAACCGGAAUUAGCCAAGCCAGCAAAUUCUUUAUAUCCACAUAACAUAUCAUCUAUAUUGGAAACAGCCAUAAGAGCAACAAGUACAAAUUUAGAAGAUAUAGAUGUACAAAGACGUUUGGAUGUUAGAUUAUUAGGACCUUCGGAUAGUGAAACGGGAUGGGAUAUUUUUAUAUUGGAUUAUAAUGUUGAUGGACCUAUAGGGACUAUUUUUGAACCAUGUAGUCAGACUUAUCAAACAGUAUUUUUUGCAUUAUGGAGAGCUAAACGAAUGGAAUCAAUAUUAUCUGCAAUAUGGAAGCAACAAAUUACGUCGGCUAAAAUAUUUCGAAAAAUGCCCGAAAUUUUGCCAAUUCAAAAUCAAAUUCAUCUUAUUACAAGCAGUAUGGUUCAUUUGGUUCAUCAAUUGCAAUAUUAUUUUUUAUUUGAGGUAAUUGAGUGUUCUUGGGAUGCAUUUAAUAAACAACUUGGACAAGCAUCCUCACUUGAUGAAAUAAUAGCUGCUCAUGAUCAAUUCGUAGAUACAGUAAGACGUGGUAUCUUAUUAGACGAAAAAUCUCAAGAAUUAAUGGAUCAUCUACGUUCUGUGUAUAGUCCAAUUCUAGAUUUACAAAAUCUUGUAGAAACAUUUCUUAUACGUGCUACUCAAGAACACGAAGCAAAAUUAUCUACUGAAAAUUUUACGCAAGUCAUAAGUGAACAAACAAAAUCGUGGGGACGAAGUACCGCAAGUGAUAUAGAUACCAAAGAACGACAAACAGCAUUUUUAAAAUAUUUGAAUACUCUUUCUAUUCAACUAAGAUUAUUAUACAGAACUUAUCAGGAUAGAGUGAAAAAAUUUCUACUAAUGCUUGCCUCAGCAGAAGACGUUUCUUUGCAAUUACUCAGCGUACGACUAGAUUUUAAUGAAUAUUACAAAAGAAAAGAUAGUCGAUUAGUUGCGCCAUUGACAUAUCAGCAUCGUAGACAGAGCGAUCAAAGUUUUCUUAUCGCUAAAUGAAGAUUAUUAACAAGAGAUUUACUGAAAGAUUUUUAGACUAAAGAUAUGAUUGUUAAAUAUACUUAUAUAUAUUACUUUAAUACUUAUUGUUGGGCAAUAUUUCAUCCUAAAUUAAUAAUGUCAUAUGAUUAAUAUUGAUGUAAGUUAAACUUGAAUCAUUAAUUGAAUUAAAUAUUGCCCAAGACUAAUUUUAAUUAAUACUCAACAAAAAAUGUAUUG